GUUCAAUUUUUUCUUUCAUUUCCCCGAUCGGCGACGAGUGGAGGCGUUCGUUCGAUCGCUUAGUUCCGUCACGUCAUCUUUUUAUCCUCAAAUGUCUGAUUUUUGUAUCCCACAUGCUUAGGGUUAACCGAAUAAAGAAAAAAUCCAAGAAUCCCCGCACCAGAAGAAAAGUACGAGUAACGAAAGACGUAAAUGUAAACUAGAAAGUGAGUGAACGAAGUCGCGAGGUGUCUCGUCCGUCCGGUUCGAUCUGGAUUAAAGCAGUUUUAACCGCGAGUUGAAGUCCCUUUCCCUCGAAUUCCCUUAUUAUUAAAGUUUAGUGGUGUGUUUUACAGACUUUUACGUUUAUUUAUCCGUUAUUCGGAGUGUUUUAGUGGUGUAUUAGUUUAUUUAACCCGAUCCAAAAUGUCCGAAGAAUCGUCAGCGGAUCGCAAUGUCGAAAUCUGGAAGAUUAAGAAACUUAUCAAGAGUUUGGAGAUGGCGAGAGGUAAUGGUACAUCAAUGAUAUCCCUGAUCAUACCGCCCAAGGAUCAAAUCUCACGUGUAUCGAAGAUGUUGGCUGAUGAAUUUGGUACAGCAUCUAACAUCAAGUCCCGAGUGAACAGAUUAUCUGUCCUGGGAGCUAUUACAUCUGUACAACAUAGACUCAAAUUAUAUACGAAAGUACCGCCAAAUGGAUUAGUUAUCUACUGUGGUACCAUUGUCACUGAGGAGGGCAAAGAAAAGAAGGUUAACAUUGAUUUUGAACCUUUCAAGCCUAUUAAUACAUCUCUCUAUUUAUGUGAUAAUAAGUUCCAUACAGAAGCUCUCACUGCAUUACUGGCUGAUGAUAAUAAAUUUGGUUUCAUCGUUAUGGAUGGUAAUGGUGCCCUGUUUGGUACACUGCAAGGAAAUACUAGAGAGGUACUCCACAAGUUCACUGUAGAUUUACCCAAGAAGCACGGUCGUGGUGGUCAAUCUGCGUUGCGUUUCGCACGUCUACGUAUGGAAAAGCGACAUAAUUAUGUCCGUAAGGUGGCUGAAGUUGCAACACAGUUGUUCAUAAGUGCGGAUAGACCGAAUGUAGCUGGUUUGAUUCUAGCUGGUUCCGCUGACUUCAAAACUGAGUUGUCCCAGUCUGAUAUGUUUGAUCCGCGUCUCCAAUCUAAAAUCAUCAAGUUGGUGGAUGUAUCUUAUGGUGGUGAGAAUGGAUUCAAUCAAGCUAUCGAGUUGGCCGCUGAGUCUCUACAGAAUGUCAAGUUUAUACAAGAGAAGAAACUCAUCGGAAGAUACUUUGAUGAGAUCUCACAGGACACCGGUAAAUACUGCUUUGGUGUGGAUGACACUCUGCGGGCUUUGGAACUUGGUGCCGUGGAAACACUCAUCUGCUGGGAGAAUCUUGAUAUACAAAGAUACGUGCUAAAAUCUCAUGCCACCAACCAGGAGACCAUUCUGCACCUCACGCCUGAACAAGAGAAAGACAAGUCGCAUUUCACUGACAAAGAGAGCGGAGUUGAAUUGGAGCUGGUGGAGUGCCAGCCGUUGUUGGAGUGGCUCGCUAAUAACUAUAAGUCGUUUGGUGCCACACUUGAAAUCAUCACCGACAAGAGUCAGGAGGGAAGUCAGUUUGUGCGCGGCUUUGGUGGCAUUGGCGGUCUCCUUCGUUACAAAGUGGACUUCCAAUCGAUGCAGCUUGAUGAUGAAGAAAUCGACAACCUUUAUGACGUCGACGACUAUUAAACAAGCGAACAAACAUGUAUGUGCCUUUACGUAACAGCGACUUGAUUUGUGUGAAUUGCAAUUUAUAAUACUGAGUGACAAAUUGCAAUUUGUAAUACUUAAAUCACAAAUUGCAAUUUGCAAUACUUAAAUUACAAUUUGUGAUACUCUUUAAAUACUUUAUAUUUGUGGUUUAAUCAUAAAUUGAUAAUAAAUUAUAGUAUUGGUAAAAUCGAUUUUGAUACUUUGAUAUUGUAUAAUUCGAUUAAUAAAUCUUGGUACUUGUUAACUGUGAAAUUUCGCUAAUUUUUUUUCCAAAGUAUUGGAGAUUUUAAAAUGUAUUUAUACAAGUUAUUCGAGAAAAAGCCAUAGUUUUUUUUUUAAUUUUUUAAUGUAUUUCCUGAGAUAUGAGUAAUUUAUGGCUCAAAUAAAAAAAAUAUCUCAGUCGCUGUUACAUUGUUGAUCGGGAGCUAUGUCAUAUGUCGUGUUUUUGGAUUAAAUUAGAUAAUUUUGUAACAACAUACAAUAAAAAAAAACAAAUUUAUGAGCACAAAAGUAUCAAGAAUUUUUUGUUGUCAACACUAAAAAUGUCUAGCAUAAAAAUUAUAUUUGAUUGUAAAAUUUUAUUUAAUAUUAAAAAAAAAUGUCAGAAAGAGAACUUAUGUUUUGUAGGUCAAUGUAAGGGGGCGUCCGUGAAUUACGUGAGGUGUUUUUAUUUAAUUUUCUGCCCCUCACUCCCCCCUGGUGAGAUGUCGUGAGAUUUUAUUCAACCCCCUCCCUCAUCCACCAAUGUCAUGUGAGAUUUUUCAAAAUGUGAGUUACGUAAACGCGUUGGAUCGUUAUUGUGAAAA
This is a messenger RNA of Papilio xuthus (Asian swallowtail), 2549 nucleotides long. The record is from RefSeq and is a predicted model, not a curated record. NCBI's taxonomy places the organism in Eukaryota, Metazoa, Arthropoda, Insecta, Lepidoptera, Papilionidae.